This is a messenger RNA of Phytophthora nicotianae INRA-310, 1344 nucleotides long. RefSeq lists its product as hypothetical. Bases 1 to 1344 code for a protein of 447 amino acids. The transcript has 3 exons. NCBI's taxonomy places the organism in Eukaryota, Oomycota, Peronosporomycetes, Peronosporales, Peronosporaceae. The record is from RefSeq and is a predicted model, not a curated record.
AUGAGCUUCUCGUACGUCUCGGACGAUCCGUCGCGGCUUUCUGUUGAUGAUGUUCUCGGGCUUAUUGACUGGAAGGAGCUGGAGAAUGUGCUUUCCAGCCCCGACGACACCAGUCGGCCGCCCAUUCACGUCGAUGUGCCUAUGGACGUGGAACCUGUGGCAACGGAGCCCAAUGCCAAGCCCGCGCCACCUCGGCGAGCCCGCAAGUCCAGUCGCUCCAGCGCUGCGAAGACGCAGACCCCUACGGCAGUGCAGCAACCGACUGCUGCACCGUCGGCCGGACCGCCUGUCAAGAAGAAACGUAUCCGCCGUGAAAUCGUCGAGCUCAAGUUCCUGCGCGGUAAAGUCAAGGAGCUUGAGGAAGAAUUGCGCAAGCUGCAGCUCGGGUUCUCUACGUCGCCCAGGGCAGACGGUGAGCCGGUUCCGCUUGACGGACUCAUGCCGUCCGUGUGGACGUCUAUGGCUGGUCGCCAGCUAAAGGACCGUAUGCGAGCUGAACGUGAAAACCAGGAACUGCGAAAUAUGCUGCAAGAUCAGCUUAAGAUUGCUCAGGGUCUUGAAGAAACACUCAAACAACUGCCACCCAGCCAGGGUCUUGGCAAUCAGCCAGCGUCGAUACUUCCGCCAAACUUGUUUGGGCCGUCUAGCUCCGAAACCCUCGCAGAGAGCCUGACGCACCUGGAACGCUCUUAUUUAAGCGUGGAUGAGGCGUUCAAGACGGAAGGUGUGGACAACCUGGAGAUGGACAAACAUGAAAUCAAAGCCAUCCUCCAUCCAACAUACGGCACGUGUAUCCGCUUCACCACUCGGAUCGCAAUGCCCUUCAACUACGAGAUCACGAGUCGCGCAAUGUGGAGGUUCAUUACAGAAGAGGGACUCAUCUCGCUCGCCAGCUCCUUCAACAAAAUCUACACAACCAAGGACAUUCAAGCGCAUUGUUUUGCCAUCCGCUUGCCAGAUUCUGAACCUGCUAAAGACUAUUGGCUGAACCAAGUGGUCCGGAAGCACCUCGAGGCUGACCGGAUGGUUGUCGUGGGGCGAUCCACCGUCCACCCUUACGUUAAAGACAACAACCAUCCAACUGGUGUUUCGUUUAUUGACGAUGCAAGGGUCACUGUCAGUGAUUGCAGCGGCAACGGUGUCUCGCAGACCUGCGUCAAGGCCUGUGUGUAUUUGGUCCCAGAUUUUGGGUCGAGCAGCUCCAGUGAGACCGUGGGGAUGAACGAGUUGCUGGAUUUCUUCAUAAAAUCUGCCAGCCCCGUGAUCCUCCGGUGUCGAGAAAUGAUCAUGACCAUGCUACACCAGGAAGCAGAGGCAAUCAAACAGACCGCUGUGCGGCUGUAA